UGACGUUGUUUUGUGACGUGUGUGCGCACGGCCUGCCUGGGAGUUCUCACUGGGCCCGCGCGAGCCGCAGAGCGAGCGCUGUCUGUUAGUGGCCGGUUGGUGGGAAGUGUCCAUGGCCUUGACCAUGUCCAUGGCCCGAGCUGUUCUCCGGCUCGUGUUCCGAGGAGCUGCUGUCGGGCCAAUUGCCUGUUUCCCUUCCAGGUGGUUGUCUGGGCCCUGGAGUCACUGUCAUUCCAGAUCUGUAAGGGCAAUGUCAUCAAGAAGAAAAAUAAGCCAUCUUGAAAGGACAGUCAACAAUUUCCGUCAAGAGAUGAUUGCUGAAGCAAAAGUCUGUGGAAUAGUUCAGGAAUCUGAAACAGUUAAAAGACUACGCCUUGUCGUCAUGAACAAAGAUUUUGCUUUCAAAGCAGGACAGUGGGUAGAUUUCUUUAUACCUGGCAUUUCACAAGUUGGUGGCUUUUCUAUCUGUUCAAGUCCGGGACUGUUGGAGAGGGAGAGUGUAUUGGAAUUGGCAGUAAAAUACAGUGAACAUCUGCCUGCCCACUGGAUUCAUACUCAGUGCGAUGUUGGCUCAGAAGUAACUCUUCGUGUAGGAGGUGAUUUCUUCUUUGACCCUCAGCCUUCUGACACUCCGGUGAGCCUGUUGUUGGUUGCAGGUGGAGUGGGCAUUAAUCCCUUGUAUUCCAUACUGUUGCAUGUCGUAGAUCUCCACAGAAUGCAAGGAAGCAAGCCUUGUAAAUACAAACCAGGAUCAGUGCAGCUGUACUAUAGCGCCAAAAACACAGAUGAACUUCUUUUCAAGAGAAGCAUCAUAAACCUGGCUGAAGAAUUUUCUGGAAAAAUCAACUGUAAUUUUCAUGUGACACAACAAAGUUUUGAAAUAUCUGGAAAUAUGCAACCUUAUGUGACUGCUGGAAGAAUAUCUGAAAGGACUCUAGCACAUGUAUCAAAGGAUAACCUCUGUUAUAUAUGUGGUCCACCUCCAAUGAUAGAGGCUGUUUCUCAACAGCUAGAAAAUCAUGGUGUUCCUAAAGAGAGUAUCAUUUUUGAAAAGUGGUGGUAGUGCAAGCUGAAAAAAGCAAUUCCCUCAACAUUAUCAUGUGUUCUGAUAAUCAGAGUUAUAACGUUACUCCAGCAUUGAAUAUCAAUCCCUGGUUGUUCUUUGAUUCCAGAACCACUAAAAAUGCUGGAAGCAGUACUCAAGGUUGGAAAUUGAGAUCAAUAUAAUUGGGUUUAAUGCUAUUCGUGCGGUGAAUUGUCUGUGGGAUUUUAAAUCAUGAAUAUUGCUGUUAAAUUCCUUUUGUGAAAUAUAUAAAAUCUUAAAAUAUCUAACAGUAAAA
Messenger RNA from Rhincodon typus (whale shark), 1340 nucleotides. It is a transcript of the gene oxnad1, whose product is annotated as oxidoreductase NAD-binding domain containing 1. The coding region runs from base 113 to 1063 and encodes 316 amino acids. The transcript has 7 exons. Lineage: Eukaryota; Metazoa; Chordata; Chondrichthyes; Orectolobiformes; Rhincodontidae. The record is from RefSeq and is a predicted model, not a curated record. Gene Ontology annotation, molecular function: oxidoreductase activity. Gene Ontology annotation, cellular component: mitochondrion.